GCCAAUAUCACUAACUGCCACACCACCGCACAAGAGACUUAUUGUUCAGUUUGAAAUUUUAACUACAAAUUGCACUGUUUCGAUGCGAUUAGCAAUUUAACCACGAAACCACAACUAUAUUGCCAUCCCUUGACCCUUGUUGGCUGUUGCUCAAACUAGCUGGGUGGCGGGCAUUUGACAAAUGGCCCAACUACAGAUGAUGGAUUAUGGAAGACUCCCGGGUCCAUCUAUCAAUAUCUUCUACAGUGGGCUGGGCCGAACCAUUAGCUAACGAAGGGGAAGAAAUGAAGCAUGAAGGAGUAAGAAAGCCUGCCUCAAUCAAAGAAAAAUAUCCGACGAGGAGGAAUGAUAAUGGCCAGGGCAGCUGCCGUGUGCUGUGCUCUCAGUCAGGAGGGAGGAUAUCGUUUCACACAGUUUCCCAAUGGAGGGAAGCUGUAAACUGUAAAGUGAACUGAAUUCGACAAUGGAGUGCCCAAUUUCCCGCCGCUCUCAUCUCUCAGUCCCACUGUUCUUAUCGUCAUCCUCGUCGUAAAAGAAUGGCGGGGAGCAGGGGAAUGUUGCUUCCGUUUCAAUUCCCAUCAUCCUCUCCUCCUCCACCGUCUGCCCGCUUCUCCGCCGCCACCGCCCCUCCGUGUUGUUGCUCUUCUACUCCUUCUUCUUCUCCUCCUCCUCCGGCUUCUCUGGAUUCAGAACCAGACAGCCUCCCUCCUCGCAGUUUCACCUACUCUAGAGCUUCCCCUUCCGCCCGAUGGCCUCACCUUCAACUCCCUCUCUCUACACCCUUUCUUCCUCCACCAACGUCGGCUCCUCCUGCUCCGCUUCAAAUUCACGAUGACAGCGACUACGAAGAGGAGUUAGAGGUAGAAGAGGACACUGCCGCUUCCAAUCCUUCCUCCCAAUCUCUCUUCUCCGAUGAACAUUCGCCGUCGGCCGCCAAUCCUUCACGGAACAAGGUCAAGAAGAUGAACAAAUUGGCGCUCAAGAGAGCCAAAGACUGGAGGCAGAGGGUGCGUACCUUAACCCAAUCCAUCCUUGAAUUGGGUCCCGACCAAUUCGUCGCCGACGUCUUGGACCACCGUCGCGUUCAGAUGACCCCAACUGACUUCUGCUUCCUCGUCAAGUGGGUCGGCAUCCACAGCUGGCACCGCGCUCUGGAGAUCUACGAGUGGCUCAAUUUGCGCCGCUGGUACUCCCCCAACCCGCGGAUGCUGGCCACCAUCUUGGCGGUCCUCGGAAAGGCCAACCAGGAAGCCCUGGCUCUCGAAUUGUUCACCAGAGCCACCGCCGAUCCCUCCUCCGGAGACACCGUCCAAGUGUACAACGCCAUGAUGGGUGUCUAUGCCCGCUCCGGCGCUUUCCAGAACGUCCACCAACUGCUUGAAACAAUGCGUCAACGAGGCUGCCAACCUGACCUUGUCAGCUUCAACACCCUCAUCAAUGCUCGCCUCAAAGCUGGUCCAUUCACCCUCAACCUCCCCAUUCAGCUCUUGGACGAGGUGACCAGGGCUGGGAUUAGCCCCGACACCAUCACCUACAACACCCUCAUCACCGCUUGCUCCCGCCAUUCCCACCUGGAUGAGGCUGUGAAGGUUUUCCGCCAUAUGGAAUCACGUUCUUGUCAACCUGACCUCUGGACCUACAAUGCCAUGAUCUCAGUCUACGGCAGAUGUGGGCAAGCUUCCAAAGCCGAGCAGCUUUUUAAGGAGUUGGAGGGUAAAGGGUUCUCUCCUGAUGCCGUCACCUACAACUCCUUGUUGUAUGCUUUCGCCAGAGAAGGGAAUGAGGCCAAGGUGAAUUCUGUUUGUGAUGAAAUGGUCAAGAUGGGGUUCCACAUGGACGAGAUGACCUAUAACACCAUCAUCCAUAUGUAUGGGAAGCGUGGUCAGCAUGAUCUUGCAUUACGCAUUUACAGAGACAUGAAAUCAGCUGGUCGGAAUCCUGAUGCUGUUACAUACACUGUGUUGAUUGAUUCACUUGGAAAAGCCAGCAAGAUUGAAGAAGCUGCUGGCGUGAUGUCUGAAAUGUUGGAUGCUCAAGUUAAACCCACUCUGACAACUUACAGUGCAUUAAUCUGUGGAUAUGCAAAGGUAGGGAAUCAAACUAAAGCUGAAGAAACUUUCAACUGCAUGGUUCGGUCUGGAAUUAGACCUGAUCAACUAGCAUACUCUGUGAUGUUGGAUAUCUUUCUUAGAUCUAAUAACACCGACAAGGCAAUGGUGUUGUAUAGAGAAAUGGUCCGUGAUGGUGUUUCCCCGGAUUGUACCCUCUAUGAGGUAAUGUUUCGUUCUCUUCAAAAUAAAAAAAGAGCAGAAGACAUUAAAAGCAUGGUCAGCGAUCUUGAACAUGUGUGUGGUCUGGACUUGGAUACCAUAUCUUCUCUUCUUGUCAAGGGGGGAUGUUAUGAAGAGGGUUCAGAAACGCUGAGGCGAGCCAUUGUCAAUGGCUCUGACGUUGAUCAGGAGGAUCUUUUAUCUAUAUUGAGUUCCUACAGUUCGUCUGGAAGACUUGCUGAAGCAGUUGAUUUGCUUGAUUUCUUGAAGAAACAUGCUUCUACGUCCAAACAAUUAUUAACAGAAGCUUCCGUUGUCGUGCUGUGCAAGGCUAAGCAAAUGGAAGCUGCUCUCAAGGAAUACAGUGAUUUGCAACAGUUUGGAGGAGGGCCUUCAGUAAGUUCUGUGGUUUUCGAGUGCUUAAUUGAAUGCUGUGAAGAAAACAAUCUAUUUGGUGAAGCCGGUCAGAUAUUUUCUGACAUGAGAGCCAACUGUUGCACUAUCCCUGACUCUACCUUCGAACGUAUGAUACUCUUGUAUUGUAAAAUGGGCUUCCCUGAGACAGCACAACAUUUGAUCGAUUUGGCAGAAAUUAAAGGUUUGCUGCUGCACAAGACCUCUAUUUAUGUAGAAAUUAUAAAAUCCUACGGUAAGUCAAAGCUUUGGCAGAAAGCAGAAAGGUUAGUAGGGAAUGUAAGACAAACAAGUGCAGUUCUAGACAGGAAGAUCUGGAAUUCCUUGAUAGCUGCUUACGCGGAAAGUGGAUGCUACGAACGAGCAAGGGCGGUCUUCAACACAAUGAUGAGAGAUGGCCCUUCUCCUACGGUUGACUCCAUUAAUGGCCUUUUACAGGCUCUGAUUGUUGAUGAGAGACUGGAUGAGCUUUAUGUGGUCAUCCAGGAGAUGCAAGACAUGGGUUUCAAAAUAAGCAAGAGCUCUAUUCUUUUGAUGAUUGAUGCAUUUGCAAGGAGUGGGAACAUUUUCGAAGUGAAGAAAAUAUAUCAAGGAAUGAAGGCUGCUGGUUAUUUCCCUAGCAUGCAUCUUUACAGGGUGAUGAUUGAAUUGUUAUGCCGAGGGAAAAGGGUAAGGGAUGCUGAAGUUAUGGUUUCCGAAAUGAAAGAAGCAGGUUUCAAGCCUGAUCUUUCGAUAUGGAAUUCAAUGCUCAAAUUAUAUGCUGGAACUAAUGAUUUCAGAAAGACAACUCAAAUAUAUCAGCAGAUUAAAAAUGAUGGAUUUAAUCCAGAUGAGGAGACUUACAACACGUUGGUCGUAAUGUACUGCAGAGAAUGUCGGCCAGAGGAAGGUUCAUUGUUGAUAAGUGAAAUGAUAGGGUUAGGACUGGAGCCUUGGUUGGGUACCUACAAAAGUUUGCUCACUGCGUUUGGUAGGAUGCAAUUGGUACAGCAAGCUGAGGGACUAUUCGGCGAUUUAGUGGCGAAAGGAUAUAAACUUGAUCGAUUUUUCUACCAUUCAAUCAUGAAGAUAUAUAGGAAUUCAGGAAACCAUGGAAAAGCUGAGGCACUGUUGAGCACUAUGAAAGAUGCUGGAAUAGAACCCAAUGUUGCUACAAUGCACUUGCUUAUGGUGUCAUAUAGCGGUUCAGGCCAUCCUCAGGAAGCUGACAAAGUUCUCGACAAUUUGAAACAAACAGGUGUGGACCUCAGCACACUGCCAUACGCCUCUGUCAUCGACGCUUAUUUUAGGAAAGGAGAGUACAAUGAUGGGAUAAAAAAACUUGAGGAGAUGAAGAAAGAUGGUUUUGAAGCAGAUCAUAGAAUAUGGACAUGCUUUAUCAGGGGUGCAAGUCUGGCCCAGCAGAGUAAUGAAGCUAUUAAGCUUUUACAUGCUCUGGGAGCUGCUGGGUUUGAUCUUCCAAUCAGGCUUCUGACUGAAAAUUCGGAAUCACUAGUUCCAGCAGUGGACAAUUGUCUUGAGAUGCUAGGACCGAUGGCAGAUAAUGCGGCCUUUAACUUUGUAAAUGCUUUGGAGGAUUUGUUGUGGGCAUUUGAACUUCGAGCCACUGCGUCGUGGGUUUUCCAGUUGGCGGUCAAGAGGGGUAUCUAUCCCCAUGAUGUGUUCAGGGUGGCUGACAAAGACUGGGGAGCUGAUUUCCGGAUGUUAUCAGGGGGUGCAGCUCUAGUUGGUCUCACCUUGUGGCUGGAUCAUAUGCAGGACGCAUCUCUGCAAGGUUACCCCGAGUCUCCCAAAUCAGUGGUACUAAUAACCGGAACAGCCGAGUACAACAUGGUGUCACUCAGCAGCACAGUGAAGGCGUACUUGUGGGAGAUGGGGUCGCCAUUCCUUCCUUGCAAGACACGGAGUGGUCUUCUGGUUGCCAAGGCUCACUCCCUGAGAAUGUGGUUGAAGGACUCCCCAUUUUGCCUCGACCUAGAGCUGAAGAACUCACCAGCCCUCCCAGAUUCCAACUCGAUGCGCCUCGUUGAAGGUUGCUUCAUGAGGUCCGGCCUGGUUCCUGCUUUCAAGGAGAUCACCGAGAAACUUGGGGUUGUGAGGCCCAAGAAAUUCGCCAAGUUGGCUCUGCUGUCUGGUGAGAAAAGAGAGAAUGCCAUCAAAGCUGAUGUGGAGGGCAGGAAAGAGAAGCUUGAAAAGUUGAGGAAGAAGAAUGGUGACCGCCUCCAGAAGGAGAAGAGGAGGGCCGGGGCAAUGAAGAGAAGAAUAUUUGUUAGAAGCAGAGGAAGAGACAAAGGGCAUGCUCCUGCUACUUUGCUGGCAUCGGAAUCUGAAGUCUUGCACAUUGACAUCGCACCACGAACGCCAGAAUGAUUGCUAGGCAUCAAAAGAAAUUUUAACAUAGGUUAGUGAUCGGUUUAGUAUAUCUUGCUAGCUUCUGUAUUUAAUAUAGCGUCAUCUGUGCA
This is a messenger RNA of Linum trigynum, 5146 nucleotides long. Lineage: Eukaryota; Viridiplantae; Streptophyta; Magnoliopsida; Malpighiales; Linaceae. The record is from the annotation of a GenBank genome assembly.